This is a messenger RNA of Engraulis encrasicolus (European anchovy), 6488 nucleotides long. Its product is annotated as KIAA0586 ortholog. NCBI's taxonomy places the organism in Eukaryota, Metazoa, Chordata, Actinopteri, Clupeiformes, Engraulidae. Gene Ontology annotation, biological process: smoothened signaling pathway. Gene Ontology annotation, cellular component: centriole; ciliary basal body. The coding region runs from base 637 to 5985 and encodes 1782 amino acids. The transcript is spliced from 31 exons. The record is from RefSeq and is a predicted model, not a curated record.
AUAUCAUGUGCAAUCGUAUUAUUAUUUGUAUUGACUUUUCACCGACACGCACCGGUUUUUUUUCCACUGUUCCUCCGGAACACUAGGGCGCGGUGUGUCAUGCAGCAAGCAACGAAUGCGUUUUGUCAAGCUUGUUGUCAGCAACUGUUGCUGUGUUUCUGGAGUUGUAAACUUGCAACACUGUCAUGCAGCAUGAUUGUAAACCCUUGAAAAGCCGUUUAUUUUAAAGAAAUGGCGACGUGUUCUGCCGUUCAUGAUUAAUUUGGUGAAGGUAUGGCGUUUUGGUAGUAGGUUGACGUUGAACAGUUGACUAGCUAAUGACAACUGUUUACUACUUUGUUAACUAGUUAGCUAGCGGCGGGAAAUUUAAAUAUACCAAAUUGUCUGUCAUAUCAAAUCAAUACUUUCUCAUUUGUAUUGCAUGCCAGUCACUACGAUAUUACGAUACUUACGUCAAGGGUGAUGUUUGACCACAGAGUAAUCGAGCAACAGUGUAAACAGUAGCAGCUAUGUGAAGCCAGCUUCUUCUUACAUUGGUUUUGGUGGGUUAGCCAGUAAACUAGUCGGUGAUGUUGAUACGCUUUUAAAGAUAUACGGAUUUUAAGUAUUUACGUAUACAUUACAAAUGCCGUGAACAUGACGUCCAGAAAACUUAAAUUUGAUGAUUCAACUUCAAGUUCCGAUACUGGAGAUGUAUUAAUUCGUUCGACUUCAACCAAAGUUGGACUUCGGGAGGUAAAUGGGAGCAUUCCAAAAGGAACUCACGAAAAUAAACCUCUGCCAAAGUUGGCAAACCAACAGAUUCAGAUUUCUGUGAGGAAACUUGAUGCCUUUGAACCUCUCCUGUCAAACGACGAAACGUCAAACUCUGGAUCUUCUGGGGAUCCCUUAUUGUCUGCCGACCUCAGAACAAACAAGCAAACGAUUUCUUUGAAAGACAUUGGCAUGCAAGCAAGGAAGAGAGAAUCCCAGAGGCGAAGCAAUGAGAUUCCUGCUGAAGUGCACACGCAUGCAAGCCAGGCAGGGGGCAGUGGACACAAGGAUGUGCGACCUGAUGUAGUGAUUUCCAAGUAUGCUGCUGGUGGCAAGGAAGCUGUUCGAGCAGCCAUGAAACAAAGGUGUCAAAGCGCCCCUUUGAAGCGAGAGGUGAAGGUGAAGCUACUAGAUGCACCUCAUGCAUCAAUGACCCUGGAUCAGCGAGGUGUGCCACAGUACCACCCUAGCCUGCCACCUGGUGCCCUAGAUGCAGCUGCUGCCUCAGCCCCAACUUUGGCCCCAGCCCCAGCCCUAUCUUUGGCCCCAGCCCCAGCUCCUGGCUCAGCCCCAGCCCCAAUGGAUCAGCAUGCUGUAGCCACCACAGCAGCAGUCACAGCUGCUGCUAUCGCGGCCACUGCUCCCAUCAUGAAGGCGCAGAGUGAUUUGGAGGCGCUGAUGUCACAGGUGUCUGCGACGCUGCAGCGGAUGCAGGAUGCUGGAGGAGGAGGAGGUGGUAGUGCUCGGGUACCACAGGAGGGGGGCGCCAGAGAGCGUGUGGCUGAGCUGGAGCAGCAGCUUGGCAGCCUCACGCAGCAGAGACUGCAGCACCUGGAGCUCAUCCAGAACCAGCAGCUGGAGCUGCAGAACCGGCUCCUGGGCUCUGCUCUGGAGGUGGUAUCUGGCCAAGCGUCAGCAUCAGCAUCACAGUUCCGGAUAUCUACCAGUGCCCCCCCUGUGAUGGGGAUACCAGCCCAGAUAACCACCAACCCCAGCAUGGAGAGGGGGACCUUUAGCAAGGGGUCUGGAGCCCCUCGCAGUGUGUUUGGGGAUCAAAGAGGCAGAAGUAGAAGCCCGUUGGAGACCCCUGCGCCGCGUAAGGUUAUUCCCAAACCCGCUUCGCGCAACGACAGAGUUCAAGCCCCGAAGCCAAACACAACCAAAGCUUCAAAGCAGUCACGACUGGAAAGAGGAAAUGGCAGGCUUCUGGAAGACGUCCCUAACAACCAGCCACCUCCCGCGAGGAGCACACAGUCUGUUGGGGGAAUGCGGGUUGCCAUGGCAACAGCAGCAGCAGAGCACCAAACAGAGAAUACCAGGGAAGACCAGGCUCGCCUUGAGGUCAACAGGACCUCUCCAGGCAGACCUGCAGAAGAAGGAAGGAGGAGGCCCCAGGAAGUGGCGCCAAGGCUGGGUAGGGCAGCUGAGCCAGGUCCACUGUCUGAGGCCGAGGCAGAGGCCGGGGAGAGUUCCAGCGCCGCGGCUAGGAGGGCGAAUGAGAUGCUGCAGGACCUUGGCCGACUGAAGAGCGAGAUGCAAAGCUUGCUGCAGGUGCGUGAUGCUUUUCCUGUGGCGAGCUGUGGGAGCACCCUCCAUUCGGCGCCGGUACCCGCUCCUCUUCCAGCUCCAGCUCCAGCCCAUCCUCCCCCUCCCCAUCCCCAUCCUCCGCCUGCCGCUGCUCCGGUCUCCAUGCGGCCUCAGGGAGCGUCGUCGGUGUUCAUGCCCACAGCGGUGCCCCUGGGGCGGCCCAGCGCACUGCAGAAGAAGCCUCCGCCGCCCUCCAUGUUCGAGGACGCAGGGCAGGUGCUGCGGGAGGUGCGACGCAGCAGGAAGGUCAUGGAGGAGAACCUUGAGGCCAUCCUGAGGGCCCGCGAGGGAGAGGCCCUGCACUGGCAACUGGAGGCCGUCGCCAACAACAGGGAUGCCAGUGAGCAGCUGCAUAUCAAGAAGACUGUGGAUGCCUGGAUUAACACCCUGAACAAAGAGAUCCAGGAUGAGUUGGCGCAGGAGACUGCUGAGCGUGUGAGGGACCUCCAUGGCGGCAGCAGGCGUGGGGAGGCUGCACAGCAGGCGAGUGGGGAAGCCAGGGCUGCAGCUGGGCCCUCCGACCCCCGGCCUGGAGCUGGAGCCCAGCGAGGCCCCAGGACCGCCGCCAGUAGGAGGCCUCUCCACCACAGGGGAGACGCGACCAGGGGGCAGGAGAACAGGCAGCCUCCAAACAAACAAGCCCCCACUGGCCCCCGCGCACACGCACACUCCACCCAGCAGCAGCAGUCGCCCCAGAAGCCACAUAAGGCUGUGGAGGAAGAGGAGAAGGUGAGGCUGACAGAUCCGAGGACAGAUGAGGAGUUCCUGACUAAGUUGUACGGUAGGGCUCUGCACCAGGGCCUGCGCCGUAGCCUGAAGAAGGCCCCCUACCUGCGCUUCAGCUCCCCCUCCCCGCGUUCGAAGGGGCCCCGGCCCAAAGUCAUCGAGAGCGUCAAAGGUGUGAAGAUGAAGUCCUCUAAGACCCAGACAAGUCUGGAGUCUGAUCCAGCCCCCCCAGCAGCCUCCUCAUCGGAGCCCCGUUUCCUCUUCACCCCCACUGGGCCGGUGGACCAGCAGCAGUCCCCGGGCUCCCCCAUGCAGGGCUACCUCAUCCCCAUGGCCAUCCCCCUGGGCCAACCCAGGGUGGACGCCCGCGCUCCCCGGCCCUCCCGUGUCGUCAUUAGCGACAGACCUGUCACCGUGACGACCUCGUACACUCCCAGUGCCUCCGCUGCCGCUGGUGGUAGUGGUGGUGUGGCCCCCGAGGCGAUGACGGGGCCUGCGCCCCGCAAGCCCAACGUGCUACUGCUGGAGGUGAAGUCAUCAUCAGAUCAGCAGCAGCAUCCCCGUAGGAGACCGCCACCUCGACUGGAGGUGCAGGUCCAGCCGAGUGUCAACAUCGACAGUGCCUCCAGCUUCAGUCCUAGCCUCAGCCCCUCUACCUCUGGCUCUCCCCCGGCCUCCCUCGCUGCCUCUGCCUCUGUCUCCCCCCUCCAGCCUCUCUCCAGCGUCCCGCCAUCCCUUCUCCCAUCGCCUCUUCCUGCCACCACACAGGAAAAGCAGCCCACCCAAACAGAGGAUAGGCAGGUGGAGGAGAAGAAAGAGGAGGAGAUUGUGUUUCCGGGCACACAUUUUCUGGCAGUGACUGACAUUGCUCAGCAGGAGGCUGAAGGGGACGCCAUCCUGCCAGAGUGUCCCAUCCAGCUGAAUGGUGAGGCCUCCGCAGCUCCCCUGUACCACGGACCUCCGUUCCCCCCAGUGCCUGCUGCCCCUAGGCCCCUCACAGAGCCCGUCCUGGCAGUCAUACACCAGCGGGAGACCCUGGAGAACCAGCUAGUUGAAUGGGUGGAACAACAGGUUAUGGCGCGCGUCAUCGCUGACAUGUUUGCGCGGAGACCCCCAGGUGACCCAACCCACCAAUCAGAGCCGCAGGAGAGUGAGGCCUCCGAAACAGGUGCGGUGUCCAGUAGUAGUCUGGCCCUGCAGCUCCUGAUGGAGGAUGGGAGGCCGGUGGAUGCUGCUCUGCUGCGGCGCUGUGUGGAGGAGGUGCUGGCGGAGACCGUCAGUGGCAUGCUGGGAGAAAGGGAGAGGGAGAGCCAGCUGCAGCUUCAGCCUGUUUCAAGCACACAGCAGCAGCCUGCAGCAGAGGAGUCUGUGGUCCCCACCCCAGUGCCCACCCCGGUGCCAACCCCUGAGCCCAGCAUGAGGCAGAGUCCUCCCCCUGGCAGCGCCCACCAGUCCCCUCUGGACACCCCCCAGGCCUCAGAGCAGGGAUCCCCCCAGCGCUCACCUCGAGAGGAACCGGAACCUCCCCAGCUCAUCGCACCAGAGGUGGAACUUCCUCCUGUGGCCACACCCACCACCACUCCUGUCCAGUCACCUCCCAGGUUGGCCACCCCGUCCCCGCCCCCAUUGGCCCCUGUGCUGACCAACCCCUGGGGAGAUGCAGAGCUGCCAUUGAAAGAGGAGGAGCCUCACAGCGAGGAGGAGGAGCCACAGCCCGCCUCGCCAGUCAUCAUGUCUGUGGCCAGAGAAGAGGACACCAUCCUGCCAUCCCCUCCUCCAGCCAAACCCCAGACUCCUCCUCCUCCUCCACCUCCUGCUGUGUCCGUGCCGAGGGAGCCCUCUCCACCUCCACCUCCUGCUCCUGCACCUGCACCUCCUUCUCCCCUCUCCCCCUCCUCCACCGAGGACAGCAGCUCCGGCUCUGGACACUCCCUGACGGAGACGGAAGCCGUGGCCAGGCACAUCUCCGAGGGAGAGCUGCUGCUUAGCUUCUCUCACUUAGCAGCGGCUAGAGCUCUGGAGGAGGAGGGCCUGAUUUUACCCGACCUGAAUGCCAGUCUGUCCAGCUCUCUCCUGGGAGUACAGGACAUGGACUAUGACCCGCCUAGCGAGGGUCAGGUGAUCCUGCGACCCCACCGGCGCUCUCAUCAGCCAGACCCCAUGCUGACGCUGCUGGCCCGGAUGGAGCAAGGUCCACCCAUACCACAGCACACUGAGCAGAGGUCGUGGGAGGAGGGCAGCAGUGCAGGCGAGGUGAGCGAGGGCCAGAGACCUCUCCUGCCAGCCCAGGGAGAGAGCCUGAUGACUGGGCACACGCUGCUGCAGCCUGCUGGACACUACAGCACACACAUGGGGCCUGGACACACAGCCAUGGAGCCUGGGCAGACUCUACUGGAGCCUUCACACGCACGCAGGGUCACAAUCACGUCACCCGGACAACUCACAGAAACAGGAGAGGUGUCUCUGUUGUGUGCUGAUGCCAGUGGCUUUGGGCCGAGCCCCGGCUGCCUGGACCCACACACAGAGAAGUCUGGAGGGGCAGCCACCGCAGCAGCAGCACCAGGGGCCAGCCACCAUCCUCCACCCCCCAGUGGACCAGGAGCUGGAGCAGGAGCUAGAGCUGGCGGUGCCAACUACACGUCGACAGCAGCAGACUGCCCACCCAGCCUGGUGGAGGCACCGGAUCCCUUUGUCCUUCCGUCUCUGAGAGCCGCUCCCAUCCUAGUGAGGCAGUACGGCCAGCAGCACAGCCCACAGCACUCUCCAACAACAGAUCCAUACUCCCGGAAUGGUCACCAGGAUAUGGAUGACUUCUUUGAAGACAGACCAAAUGGUAAAAAAAUAUUUGCACCUCUUUCAUCCAUUAUCCCUGGCACUUACUUGUCAUGCCUACUCUGUACGCAACACUUUGUUAAUUGAUUUAAUCUGUAUCGCCAGCAGUUUUCGAAAUUAACCCUUUUCAUGACGUUAAUCUGUUGUUAAUUUCCUUUACUUAUUUUGCUUCAUCAUUGUGUUGGACAUUGUUGCCAGUGUUGCAACUGUACACUGCGCCUAGAUGUCUUGCUUAUUAUCCAAUUUGCCUUGUUACCUUCCUAUUAUUUAAUGUUGCUUCUAUUGUGCUGCCAGUGUUGCAACUGUACACUGCACCUGAGGUCUUUGUUUACUUUUGCUACUUUUUAAUGCAUUGUCCUCUUCUUCACUCUUUGUAAGACAAUGCUAUCAGUGCUGCAACUGUACACUGUGCCUUACCCUAUUCUUGUUUAAAUUGCUCCUUGUAAGUCGCUUUGAACAAAGGCGUCUGCUAAAUACUAAUGUAAUGUAAUAAUGUAAUGUAAUGUUGUUAAGAUGAUAUGUUUAUCUCACUAGCCAAACACUCACUCAUUAAUUAGUCAAAGUGGCUAGUAGUAACUUGGUCUUUUCUA